CAUAGCUAAUACAUGAUGUACGACGCACUCAUUUCAACGAGUAAAACUCAUUUUACCCUUCAUCAUCACGUUGUCGCUCGUUUAGACGACUGCGGACAAACAAGAGCAAUAGAGACCAAGGUUAGUUGGCAAACGUAAACGCAAUCGGAACUUCGAAGUUGAAGAAACCAAAGCGAGGCUGAUGGCAAACAUAUCAGGCCACACUGAUCGACGAAAACAUAAAUCUAUUGCCAUUACGAGGACAAAAGGAGGUAAUGCUCGGAUAGCUGUAUUAUUAUUCUCUAGCACUAAGCCUUGUCAGAUGGCUGGGUCACGACUCGAGGGCAAGACAUACGUGGGCAAGGUAGGUGCUAAGAUGGAGUGGAUUUAGAAGUGCGCAAUUCGACAAGGUAUGCUGCAUAACGUAUUAUAGAAAAGCAUGAUAGAUUGUGGAAUGACCUGUGGUCUGGGUCACUGCAGGCCUCUGGUCAGCGCCAGCUUGCCUUUGGCCUUCUCUUCCAAUAAUGGCGAGUCUUCAGUUAUGUUGUUUUAGAAAGGAUAAGGAAUAGUGGAGAGAGAAGAAAAAAUAUUGAGUCUCUUUAAGCUUUGCGAAAUUAAAGAUGAAAUACAGACCUUUUCUGAGAUAGACAUAUCAUGGCUGAUUGGAAUUACAUUCGACAACGAAUUGGGAAAUGGCGUCAGUUUACCUGAAACGAAUUCGCCUGGGGAUUUUUCGGUCCUCGUAGAGCUGCAGGCCGCCCAUAACUCGACAUAGGGUCACCUGCUAGGAUUGCACCUGGAAACAUCUGUUUGGAAGAGAGCAAAAUAUUAAGUAAUGAUGCGGUGCCUUGUGAUAACGAUAGCAGCAACGGUGGCAGCAACUGUCACCACUGCAGGUGCUACACCAGCCGUUGAGGAAAGGUGUGAGGAAAUCGUGGUUCCUAUGUGCAAGGGCAUUGGAUAUAACCGCACCAGAUUUCCGAAUGCUUUCAACCAGGACACCCAGGAUGAGGCCGGUCUUGAAGUUCACCAAUUUUGGCCACUUGUCGAAAUUCAAUGCUCAGAGGAUCUGCGCUUUUUCCUCUGUUCAAUAUACACGCCAAUCUGCAUCGAAGGGUAUCAGGGCAAAGUGCCCGCAUGCAAGUCGGUUUGCGAACGGGCAAAGGUAGGAUGUGCACCAAUCAUGCAACAAUAUGGCUUCUCGUGGCCGGAUCGAAUGGACUGCGAGCUCUUUCCCGAGUACGGUGAUCCAGUUAAAAUGUGUAUGGACUCCAAGGAAGGAGAACGGCCCAAAAAAGUUGAGGAGCCGCGGCGUGGUGGAAAAAAAUUGCCAGCGCCAGGAAUCGUUGUCACCGACGUUGUCGCACUUCCGCCCCCUGGCGGCAUCGCGGGUAACUGUUCGUGCUAUUGUCAAUCGCCAAUGGUGAAUACGCUGGCGCCCUCGUUCAAGAAGUUCGGCAAGCUAAAACUCCCGCAGUGCGCGCAGCCUUGCCGAAACAUGUACUUUAGCAAGGACGACCAACUCUUCACUUACUACUGGCUAUUGCUGUGGAGUGUCGUCUGCUUAGCUUCGUCCAGCACCACGAUCCUUUCAGGCCUUAUUGACUCAUCACGCUUUCCCUAUCCAGAACGGCCAGUAAUCUACAUCUCACUAUGUUAUUUCUUCAUUUCAAUCGGUUACCUCCUUGGUAUCUAUCUCGGUAACGAGCAGCUGGCCUGCGAUGGGGCCUUGAUCCGCUAUUCGAUCCUGUCGAACCUUGUCAACUCCCUUCCGUGCCUCACGGUAUUCUCCUUCACUUACUACUUCAUCAUUGUGAGCUCCCUCUGGUGGGUGGUCCUCUCGAUGACCUGGUAUCUAUCAGCGGCUCUAAAAUGGAGCAGCGAGGCGAUAUCCGGCUACGCCGUCUAUUUCCACAUGUUCGCGUGGUUCUCGGGGGCUGGAAUCAUUUCAAUGGUCGUCUAUUUCGAUGCCAUCGAUGGCGACUCCGUUUCGGGUCUAUGCUUUGUCGGCAGUCAGAACUCGUUCAAUUUGACUGUGUUUCUUAUCAUACCGCUAUGCACAGCGCUGGGCCUCGGCGUCAUCUUUCUUCUGAUCGGAUUCACGUCACUCUUCAAGAUUAGAAAGAUCAUCAAAGCUCAGGGACAACACAAGGCGGAGAAGUUUGAGAAACUCAUUGUGCGCAUUGGAGUCUACUCUAUCCUCUACGCCUUACCAUCAACCAUUGUGGUGGGUUGUCUCUUCUACGAACGCAAUUACAAGGAGGUCUGGAUGCACAAGUUAACCUGCCCAUGCGAGCAUGCCGAUUCUGCGUGGAGCCGCCCUUCACUACAUAUAUUUGUUGUUAAACACUUCAUGUUUCUUGUGGCUGGCAUUACGUCAGGAUUCUGGAUCUGUUCCGGCAAAACGCUGAACUCUUGGUGGAGAUACUUCGCUGCUGGGAGUAACCCGCAUCGGCCGCACAUCAAUCCGAUUUCGCCACACCUCGACAAACAUGGCUCAUUGGGCACGUUAAGGACUACCCCCAGAUUAGAUCUUGCUGGAACCGGGAGCAUCGCCAACUCUGCGACACUAUCGAACGUAUAGGUAUACGAGAUGGUUCUCAGAGACGCGCUGUAACAGUGGCAAAAAAUUGUAAACUUAUCAAAAAGAGGCCGUUUCGACCCGCAGGUAGCGCUUGGUGAAGAGUUGUAAACAACACAUUAGAGUGCAUCGCGCAUCACAGUUGCACAUACCAUUAAUUAAAACGACACUUAUUCAUUAAUUUAUACGAGAAACAUAAUAAUAUAGAUGGUAAAACCAUCAAAUCAUCUACUUACUGAAACGUCACUUGCGAUAAAGGGAGGGGAUCACAGCUGUUAACGUUGGUUAAAUGCCGAAAAAUGAGAUGAUGAACCACUGCGAAUUGUCUCUGAGAACCGCGCCUGUUUGUUGGCCGCUCAGCCUGCAUCUAGCUAAGAACGCGUAGAUCAUCGAUAUGACCAACUGAUAUAUGUAUAGAUCGGUUUUCAUUGAUUUUUAGAUAGAUGCCAAGGGCUGCUAGAACUAUUGGAUGACUGACUUGCGACCGCGGAAAACUCUAGUCGUUUUCACAUCGGCAACGCGUCGGUCAUAUCAAGAAUUCACUCCCUAGGUGUCCUCACGAAGUCCGUGUGGUGGAUUAGUGGGUAACGUAUUUACCUGCUGAUCUUGUUAGGGACACGUGGUGGUAUAGGUUCGAAUCCGGGCACGCUCCGCGCUGAUCGAAUGCCCUACGGCAGUGCCGGACGUGGAUCUCAAAAUAUUUAGCUCUCCCAAACAAUAGAACAGAGCUGCAUUUAGAAGCUAGACAAAACGGCUAGAAAACUUCUGUUAUACUUGAAUUAUGUUGGUAAGAUGGCUGUCAAACUUUUUAGAGACAAGUUAAAGACAUGUAGACCGUGUUUGGCAUGAAUAGAAACUCGGUACAUUCAUCGUGUAUCGCAUUUCGGUACGGACGAAAACAUCGAGUCUUGAGGAAAAAAGGAAGUACUAACUGCGCAGAAGGAAAUAUUUACAGUUGUGUUUUACUACAUGAUGACAAGAUCGACUUCAUCUAUUUUAUGAACCGUCAGGGUGGUCGCACUGUUUGUGAUGCAAGUGUGGCUGAAACGAACGUAAUGCAUAACAAUGGAAAAGAAAAUCAACAGAGAUUGGAGAAAUUACGUGGUCCGCGGAUAACACUGCAAUCCGUCUAAACAAAUAUACACACAUACACACGCGGGACAGUGCUGUGGAAAUUGUGACACGAAACACAAUCCAGAAAAGCAUCGUUUGUGAACAGAAACAUAGAUGGCAGGUCGUCUUUCUCUCGAGGCAAGGACAGAAUCAUUCUCACAUUAAUCGAGAGUAAUAUUUAUUCAACUUACCACUGUAAAUAUGAAUGAGGUCUGAUUGCGUACCUUCCUAUAGGAUACGAUGUGCAAUUGCCAAUAUUUUCGACAAAGACGGUGCCAUCUAUAUAGCCAGAAAUAACUUUCUGAUUGGAUGCAUGUGAAAGCAAAUACUCAUCCAGGGCCUUUUUGUUUGUUGUGAGCGCGCGCAAGGCCUGAUAAUGCAAUACAAUGACUCUUAUCAGCGGUCACGAAGUAACGCUUCAUCAAGACUAAAAAGCCUUCGGAUGCGCUACCUCUACAACAGAUUCCCUAGAAAAUGACGAAACAAAUAUAGAAGUUCCAAUAACCGAAAUCCAUUUACAUAUUAGAAGCACAUUUACACAGAGAAUACUAAGGGCGUACGAAUAAAUCUCAAGUAAAUAUAAACGACGGAAACGAAGUUAACUUCGUGUAACUUCCAUGCGAAGUUGAUAGCAGAAAUAACAAUCGUUCUCGCAACUGAUUGCAGGAAUAAUGUACAGGGCUAUGUGCUUCCCGUCGAAACAUCCUUUGACUUAAUCUGUUACCGUUAAUUUACCACUGCUUGCGCAGAGCCAGUCAUGCUUGUACGUGUGUAGAGUACAAGCGAAGGUCAGUGAAUGCAAUUAUUCAGGUUGGCUUGAUGCAUCUUAUGAAGACACCAACUGGUGAAGUUCAAUCGAUAAUCUCGAACGAUCUGCGAAGUAUCGAUAGGUAGUGUUCCUAGUUAUUUCAGCUACCUAUCUGUUACAUGCUAUAUCAUGAUAUUACCUACUGUAAAUCUAACCUGUACGUUGUACUGAACCAGCAGCGGAACCUAUAUUCUGAUGCACAAAAUCACUGUCAACCCGCAGGGCAUCAUGUGUCAUAUUAACUAGUCCACUUUAUGCAGAUCCAAUUGAGCCCGCUAACGCUCCGCGCCCCCGGUGGCACCGUUGGACCACCACUCUCUGUAUAAUAAUUAGUGCAGUAACAAUAUAUAUAUGACAAUAAGGAAUGCAUUAUAUGCAUUUUAUACUUUUACUAUGUCGUGAUAUUUUAUAUGGAAUAAUGUUGUAAGCAUCAUUUGAAACAUUAUGUGUAAA
Varroa destructor (honeybee mite) is the source of this 4934-nucleotide messenger RNA. It is a transcript of the gene fz2, whose product is annotated as frizzled 2. Gene Ontology annotation, molecular function: Wnt receptor activity; Wnt-protein binding. Gene Ontology annotation, biological process: non-canonical Wnt signaling pathway; canonical Wnt signaling pathway. Lineage: Eukaryota; Metazoa; Arthropoda; Arachnida; Mesostigmata; Varroidae. Gene Ontology annotation, cellular component: plasma membrane. The record is from RefSeq and is a predicted model, not a curated record.